AUGCGCCCGUUUCUCGCCGCUUCAGUCUUGUUUGGGCAGCUGCUCUCGACCCUGCCUUUCGCUACCGCUAUCACAGUCAACGCCAAUGACGCCAAUUCGUUGAAAUCAGCUGCAUCCACUGCUGCCGCCAGUGCCGUUAACUACUACAACAAUCGUGAAAGCAAGCUCAUUCCCGGAAAGUUCGACGGUACCUGGUGGGAAGGCGGUGCAUUCUUCACCUUUCUCAUCAACUACUGGCACUGGACUGGUGACGAUCAGUAUAACGACUUGGUCACAGAAGGUCUGUCCUGGCAAGGAGGAGAACAGAAUGACUUCUUUCCAUCGAAUUACAGUAGUUAUUUGGGUAACGACGAUCAAGAAUUUUGGGCUCUGGCGGCCCUGACCGCGAUCGAACAGAAAUUUCCUGAUAAUCCUGGACACGCCUCGUGGUUAGAAUUGGCGCAGGGUGCUUUUAACGACUUUGUAGCUCGCUGGGAAGUGGAUAAAUCAUCUUGUGGUGGUGGAUUGCGCUGGCAGCUAUAUCCCACCUUGGCCGGCUACGAUAGCAAAAACGCCAUCUCGAACGGUGCAUUUUUCCAAAUCGCCGCACGUUUGGCUCGGUACACCAAUAAUGAUACAUACGCCACUUGGGCAGAGACCGUGUGGGAUUGGAGCAGUACUGUACCUCUUUUCGAUAACUCCACCUGGAAGAUUUACGAUAUGACCCGUAUCUCCCAAAAUUGCAAAGACCAGGACAUCAUGCAAUGGUCUUAUAAUUACGGUUCUUAUGUGACCGGCGCCGCUUACAUGUACAACUAUACAAACGGUGACACGAAAUGGAAAGAUGGCGUUGACGGUCUUCUAAACACAACCUGGAACGAAUUCUUUCCAUCAGAGUACGGCGGCAAUAUCCUAUCUGAAGCGGCCUGCGAUCCUAUUUUGACUUGCAACCGUGAUCAAGUUUGUUUCAAGGGUCUCAUGGCCAACUGGCUGUCAACUAUCGCACUCAUUGUGCCAUAUACAUAUUCAACCAUCCUCCCUAAGCUUCAAGGCUCUGCUGUCGGUGCAGGCAAGCAAUGCAGUGGACCUGACUCGGCUUGUGGGAUGCAAUGGUUCAACGCGACAUACGACGGCACCAGCGCAAUCGAGCAGGAAAUGUCUGCUAUGAGUAUAUUCGCCAAUACUCUAGUUGCAUUCUCUACAUCCAGCUCUACAAGCAGCAGUUCUUCGUCGUAUUCGGCUCCAGACACUCCCGCCCCAGUCACUGCCAAUUCUGGUGGUAACAGUACCAGCAAUCCCACUGGUGGCCAGAGUAACACAGGAUACCAGCCACCAAAACAAAUGAACAUCACUGGUGGUGACCGCGCCGGUGCGGCUAUUUUGACCUUGGUGUUUGCAAGUGCAUGGAUCGGUAUGAUGGUCUGGCUUGUCCUUGGCGGAGCCAACUAG
Molecule: messenger RNA, 1428 nt
Organism: Talaromyces amestolkiae
Lineage: Eukaryota; Fungi; Ascomycota; Eurotiomycetes; Eurotiales; Trichocomaceae
Exons: 3
Coding region: 1-1428 (475 amino acids)
Biological process (GO): fungal-type cell wall biogenesis; carbohydrate catabolic process
Molecular function (GO): mannan endo-1,6-alpha-mannosidase activity
Source: RefSeq, a predicted model, not a curated record